Rotaria sp. Silwood2 is the source of this 211-nucleotide messenger RNA. Lineage: Eukaryota; Metazoa; Rotifera; Eurotatoria; Philodinida; Philodinidae. The record is from the annotation of a GenBank genome assembly.
AGUUAUUAUUCGAUGGCAUCUUCAACAUGGUCUUACUGUUAUUCCAAAAACAGUUACACCACAACGUCUUUAUGAAAAUAGUCAAGUAUUUGAUUUUAAUUUAUCAGAUGAUCAGAUGCAUCUUAUUGAUCAAUUAGAAAAAACACAUCAUAGACGUUUUGUUAAUCCAUCCAUUUUACCACCUGGUGAUAAACAUGUUUUUGAUGAUUAA